AUGAAACUGAGUGUGGGGAUAUUUUUUGGAGGCUUCUUCGGGGCGCUGGGAGUUUUGCUCUUUUUGGUGGCCUUUGGGACAGAUUACUGGCUUCUUGCUACAGAAGUUGGAAGAUGUUCAGAAGGUCCAAACAAUACCACGGAGGAGAAGGUCACUUUCCACCAUGAAGGUUUCUUCUGGAGGUGCUGGUUUGCUGGAGAUGUAGAAGAGGACACUAACAAUAUUUGGAAAUUCUGGUACACCAACCAAUCGCCGUCUAAGAAUUGCACACAUGCCUACCUUUCUCCAUUUCCUUUUAUCCGAGAUGAACACAACUCAACCUCCUAUGACUCUGCAAUCAUUUAUCGUGGUGUCUGGACUGUGCUCAUGCUCCUGGGGGUGAUCACUGUUCUGGUGGCCAGCUUCUUCAUCAUCUGUGCAGCUCCCUUUGCCAGCCAUAUUCUGUACAAAGCAGGAGGAGGCAUUUUCAUCGCUGCAGGCAUCUUGUUUUCACUGGUGGUCGUGAUGUAUGUCAUCUGGGUCCAGGCAAUGGCUGAUCUGGAAAACUACAUGAAUAUGAAAAAAAUUGAUUGCCCAGACUUUGUUGCUUAUGUGCACUAUGGCUGGUCUUUCAUACUGGCUCCUAUAGGAAUAUUUUUUGCUUUGUUUGCAGGAAUGCUCUUCCUAUUAGUAGGGCGUACUAUUCAACUGCACUCUGACUUAUCACACAUCUAA
This is a messenger RNA of Emys orbicularis (European pond turtle), 714 nucleotides long. RefSeq names its product transmembrane protein 182 (gene TMEM182). The transcript has 5 exons. NCBI's taxonomy places the organism in Eukaryota, Metazoa, Chordata, Testudines, Emydidae. Bases 1 to 714 code for a protein of 237 amino acids. Gene Ontology annotation, cellular component: membrane. The record is from RefSeq and is a predicted model, not a curated record.